AUGAAAAAUGACAAAAAUUUGAACCUUUAUGAAAUCUUAGGAAUUGAUAAAAAUGCAAGCAUAAAAGAAAUAGCAAGAGCGUACAGAAUAUUAGCCCUAACAUAUCACCCAGACAAAUUUGCGUCCAACAAAGGGAAAGUACGUAAUGGGGAUGCAGAAAAGAAAGAAGAAAAGUUAGGCGAGGAUGAGAAAGGAAAGGAGACUGAUGAACCUUUAAGUUUGGAAAAAUGCAAAGAAAUGUUUUUGCAAAUUCAAAAGGCAUAUGAAAUAUUAAGAGAUCCUGAAAGAAGAAAAAACUAUGAUGAGUUUGGUCUCGAAGAUGAUGAAUUUAGCGAAUUUAAAAAUUAUUUAGAUCCUAAAUUAUUUCAUUCAAGAAUUAAAGUAGAAGACAUAUUAAAUUAUGAGAAGAAAUAUAAAAAUAGCCAAGAUGAAAAAGAAGAUUUAAUUCAAUUUUACAACAAAUUCAAUGGUAACCUUACUCAUAUUUUAGAAUAUAUACCGUUUAGUGAAGAAUCGGAUCUGGAAAGGUAUAUCAGUAUGUUUGAGAAAUUAUUUAAAUUGAAAGAAGUUAAGAAAACAUCUGAUUAUGACAAAUCAUUAAAAAACAUCAAUAACAUCAUUAAGAAAUAUAAGAGUAUAGUAAAAAAGGAUUCCAAAAUAAGUAAGAAACGAAAAAGCGAACCACCACCUAUUGACGAUUUAGUUUUGGCUAUUCGAAAUAAUGAAGCAAAAAGGACGUUAAAAAUUAAUUCUUUAUUAUCUAGCAUCGAAAUGGAAUAUGCCAAAAAAAACCCAAAGAAGAGAAAAGUCAAACCUCCAACUGAGGAAGAGUUAAAUGAAAUUAGCAAGAGACUCGAAGAAAGUAAAAAAAAAAAUGUAGCAUUGAAAAAGUUAAAUAAAUUAUGA
Plasmodium gonderi is the source of this 906-nucleotide messenger RNA. RefSeq names its product DnaJ domain containing protein. The coding region runs from base 1 to 906 and encodes 301 amino acids. The record is from RefSeq and is a predicted model, not a curated record. The transcript has a single exon. NCBI's taxonomy places the organism in Eukaryota, Apicomplexa, Aconoidasida, Haemosporida, Plasmodiidae.